Raphanus sativus (radish) is the source of this 1940-nucleotide messenger RNA. RefSeq lists its product as uncharacterized. The transcript is spliced from 11 exons. The coding region runs from base 105 to 1763 and encodes 552 amino acids. The record is from RefSeq and is a predicted model, not a curated record. NCBI's taxonomy places the organism in Eukaryota, Viridiplantae, Streptophyta, Magnoliopsida, Brassicales, Brassicaceae.
UCCACUAACACAGCAUCUUCUCCAGCUGCUUCUUCCAGACUGAACCAUCCACCCACCCAGAAAACAAAAAACCCUAAUCUGAGGUUAGUGAGUGUGAACGAGAAAUGUGCUCUCUUCCGAUUAAAAACCCACCAGAUUCGUCCUUCAUCUUCCCAAAGUUCGCUCCUUUACUCGUACGACACCGUUUCAACCUCCCAUCACUCGUCCCCUCUCUCAAACCUCCGAGAUUCCGCGUCGUUGCCUCUCUCUCCGGUGGCUCAUGGGUCUCUCAAGCUUCCAAAGACAAAUACGGUGGCUGGUCUCUUAUCGAAGACGACCCUCCUCUUCCUCACUCUAAAGCCAAAAAAAAGUGGCGGAACGUUGUAAUCACUGGUGUUGGAUCAUCACUAGCUCUCCUGUUAGCUACUCUUGCUUACCUCUCAAUCUCCAGAAAAGGGUUUAGGUUACGCUUGAGCAAUAAUAAUCCAUUGCAUGUUUCAAGUGCGGAUUCGAAUGAGAAUGAAGAGAGUGUUGAUGAUGAUAAGACUUGUGAUUCUGAGUCAGACACUGAAGGCGUUGUUGACUAUGAUGUUUCAGAUACUGUUGACACUUCUUUAGCACCAACCGUGAAAGCUCACCGUAUCACCACUCCGGUUUCAGUAGAUGCUGCUCAACAAGAAGCAAUAGCAGUUUUGAAGAAACUCAAGAUAAUUGAAGAUGAUGUGGUGGCAGACGAGUUGUGUACCAGACGAGAGUAUGCUAGAUGGCUAGUUCGUUUGAAUUCUUCACUAGAGAGAAAUCCAAAGCACAGGAUUGUGCCAGCCGUAGCGUUAGCCGGUUCUUCAGUUCCUGCGUUUGAUGAUGUGGAUACUACAGACCCUGACUUCGAGUACAUACAAGCAUUGGCAGAGGCAGGCAUCACUUCCAGCAAGCUCUCCGGAGAUGACCUUAGUUUUCAUCCGGAAAAUUUUGUUUCCAGACUUGAUUUGGUAAACUGGAAAGCUGAGUUGGAGUGUGAUUUCCAUCCAGAGAUCAUGCAAGAGAUAUCAAGGACAAAGGUAGAUUAUAUCGAUACAAAGGAUCUCAAUCCUGAAAUGUCCCUCGGCUUCUACUUGGACUUCUUGACAGGAGACAAGAGUACAAUCAGAAACGUUUUCGGUAGGAUCAAGCGGUUUCAGCCUAGUAGACCUGUCACAAAAGCACAAGCGGCUGUAGCAUUAACAAGCGGUAAAAUGGCGAAAGCUAUUGCGGAAGAGCUGUCAAGGUUAGAAGCAGAGUCUUUCUCACAGAAAGCUGAGAUGGAAGAGAUAAGAUCAGAGUUGCUCGAAAAGGGAGAGAUUAGGGAACUUUGGGAUGAGAAGCUUCAAGUAGAGAGAUCCAGAGGAGCUGAGAUGGAUGAGAUGUAUCUCUCCAGAGUUAAUGAGUUAGAAGAAGAAAAAGCUGCUCAGGUGAAGUGGUUUGGGGAGCGUUUGAAAGAGAAAGCAUCCAUAGAUUGUCAGAAACAGUUGGUUAACAGCUUGAGAGAAGAUAUCGAUGAGAUGUCUCAGAAGUUAACAACUGAUGAAUCUGUUUAUAUGGCUGAGCAUAGCAAGUUACAAGAGAUGCUGAGUGAGUUACAGUCCAAACUUGAGUCGGUGCUUGAUAAAAGAUCUAUCCUUGAAGCUGAAGUGGAAGCUCUUAGAAUUCUCAGAACUUGGGUAGAGGAUGAAGCUAAGGCAAGCCAAGCGAGAGCUAAGGUUCUUGAGGAGGCGGGACGAAGAUGGAAAUGGAACGACCAUUCUUGAAUCUUGAGAUUGUACAAAACAGAAAUUUGAUUGUUUGUUAUAUGAGUGUUGGAAUCAGAACAACCUUAUAAGGUUCUGUUGGUUUAUUUGGGGGGAAAGACGAUUAAAUUCUCUGUAACUCAAUCCUGGUUUUUAAAUUGGAAACGGAACACAAUCUUUUGGUUUCCAAUCAUUGAA